AUGACACAGAACAGCCCAGGAACACACAAGUCUUAUGCUGUUCCUACAAAAACACACCGACAAUUGCAUAAAUCCCGGCCCCCUGUCGCCUGGGAGGGCGUACGGGACGCCCUGGAGGAGGCGCCGCUGUGCCUGCAGCCGGACAAGGGCUCCGAGGACUGCCUCUACCUCAACGUCUUCGUGCCGGAGGAGGCGGCGGCGGCUGCCAACGCCUCUGGGGAGCUGUUGCCCGUGCUCGCCUGGAUACCAGGAGGCGCCUACCAACAUGGAGGGGCUUCGCUGGCUGGUUUCGGCCCAGACUUCUUCCUCGAUCGCGGCAUCGUUGUCGUUACCAUGAACUACCGACUUUCCGCUCUGGGAUUUCUAAGUCUGGAAGACGAGGUGGUUCCCGGUAAUGCGGGUCUCAAAGAUCAGGUGAUGGCUCUGGAGUGGGUGCAGAAGAACAUCGCAGCCUUUGGAGGUGAUCCCAGCAAGGUGACCAUCGGCGGUGAAAGUGCAGGAGGCUGCUCCACUUCACACCACCUGCUAUCCUCCAGGUCUGCAGGCCUGUUCCGCGGCGUGAUAAGCCAGAACGGGCAGGCGGUGGCCCCCUGGGGCAUCGCACCCAGACCCCGCGAGAUGGCGCUGCGGCUGGCGGCGCUGCUCGGCGCACCUACGCAGGACUCUGAGCAGCUGGUCGCCUUCCUCAGACAGCAGGACGCCCAGCUCUUCAUCAACCGCGACGACGAGCUCCUCACCGACGAGGAAAAGUUUAAGAUAAACCACCUGCCAUUCAGUCCUGUCAUCGAGCCCGAAGUGGAGGACGCCAUCGUGACGGAGCAUCCGAUCAAAGUACUAAAGGAAGGCCGCUUCAACAGGGUUCCCGUGCUCACUGGAGGCACCUCUGGAGAGGGCGUGGGGUUCGUUGUGGAUGGUGGAUACCUGAACGACACCGAGAAGCUACAGACUUUCAACGACAACUUCGAACUGGCCGUUGCGCCUUUGGUGCAUCUCCAAACUGAAGACGAACGCAUCAACGCCACGUGGAAGUUGCACGACUUCUACUUCGGCCAAGGAGACAUCACAUUCGACGAUGCCCAGAGCUUCGUCAAUCUGGUGACGGACCUCUCGUUCUCAGAGCCGACAGACUCGCUGGUGCGGUACGUGUCGCAGCUCUCGGACCAGCCCGUCUACUACUACGAGUUCGAUUACCGCGGCGAGGUGCUCGGUAACACCACCUAUGGCACUCCUCAUGCGGGGGAAAUAGGGUUCCUGUUCCUCGUCGAACACAUUCCGGUGGCGUGGGAUCCCACAACUGUCGAAGGGGCUCUGAGGCAAAGGCUGGUUGACAGCUGGAGCAAUUUCGUGAAGCAUGGGAAUCCCAAUUCUGGCAACGACAGUGUGUUGUGGGAGCCAUUCACCAUGUCGUCGCCAAACUUCUUACACAUUACGACGGAGUACAGUUUGGAGCAGAACAAGGACAAGGAGCGGAUGGACUUCUGGCAUGAGAACAUCCCCAUGUGA
This is a messenger RNA of Schistocerca serialis cubense, 1503 nucleotides long. Its product is annotated as cholinesterase 1-like. The record is from RefSeq and is a predicted model, not a curated record. NCBI's taxonomy places the organism in Eukaryota, Metazoa, Arthropoda, Insecta, Orthoptera, Acrididae. The coding region runs from base 1 to 1503 and encodes 500 amino acids. The transcript is spliced from 9 exons.